AUGAAGAACGCGUACUUGAAAAGAGUGCUUGGAGAAGAAUGUUUGAACCGAGUCCAAUCAUCUCGAGUGUUGAUGGUUGGCGCAGGAGGAUUGGGAUGUGAGUUAUUGAAAGAUCUUGUUUUGUGUGGGUAUGGCGAGAUCCACAUUGUUGAUUUGGACACCAUCACUUUGUCCAAUUUGAAUCGUCAAUUCUUGUUUCGCAAAACUGAUAUUGACAAGUCGAAAUCAUUGACAGUUGCCAAAGCAGUGGAAGCGUUCAACUAUCUAGGCGCAAGGCUUGUGCCAUUACACGGCAAUAUCAUGGAUACCAAGCAGUUCCCAUUGGAGUGGUGGCAACAAUUCGACUACAUAUACAACGCGUUAGACAACAUUGAAGCGAGGAGCUACGUCAAUUCAAUGUGCUUAUUGUUAAAGACUCCGUUUAUGGAGAGUGGCACAGAGGGCUACAAUGGGCACGUAAGUCCUAUCUUGCCUUACAACAGCGCGUGCUUUGAUUGUCAGACCCAUGUUCCUCCCAAGACGUAUCCAGUGUGCACAAUUCGAUCUACUCCAUCAUUGCCUGUGCAUUGCAUCACUUGGGCAAAGGAAUUUUUAUUCUACCAGUUGUUUGAUGAGCAGGAGAGUAGCAGUUUUACCGAUGCCGACGCUAUUGCCAAGGAAACUGACAACGAUGCUGAGAUUGAAAACUUGGCACAGGAAGCCAAUGAAUUGGCUGAAUUACGGGCGAAAAUCAAGCACAGUGACAAAUUUUUUGUAGAGUUGGUGAACAAGAUCUACAAAGUGGAUAUCGAGAGGUUAUUGAGUAUUGAGACAUUGUGGCAAACACGGAGACCACCAACGCCUCUAGAGUGGGAUUUGGAAGCUUUACAGAGGCUAGAGACUGCAGGAGCCUUUGAGCUUCUGGAUACAAAAGUUUGGUCAGUUGAUGAAAAUUUACGUGCAUUGUACUUCUCAAGCGCUAAUAUUCAACGCCGCUUACAAAAGGAAGAGUUUAUCUCUUUUGACAAGGAUGAUGAUGAUACCAUGACUUUUGUUGCUGCUGCUUCCAACUUGCGAUCGCAUGUGUUUCAUAUUGAGGCCAAGUCCAGAUUUGAUAUCAAGGAGAUUGCUGGAAAUAUCAUACCCGCCAUUGCAACCACAAACGCGUUCAUAUCUGGUUUUGCCAGUGCAAUUGGUACCCGAUACUUUCAAAACAAUGCGUCAUUGCAUAUCCUUAACACGUCAGUAGCACCCAAAAAUGCAAUUGUGAGUGCGCCAAUUCCACCGCCCAAUCCCCAUUGUUCCAGCUGUUCUGCACGACGUGAGUUAUUGUAUGUGAGCAAACAUGAUUUUGAAUCAUUGACGUUACAAUGGCUAGUUGACAAGUUGACUCCUCUAUACAAUGAGGAUAUUUCGAUCCAAGUGGGCGAAUCGAAAUUGAUCUAUGACGUCGAUUUUGAUGAUUAUCUCCUGGUGAAGCUAAGUCAAGUUCCCGAUCUAAAAGUCAUCCUUGUACAAGAUGAUGCAAAUAGGUUGCAAAAUCUUGUCUUGUAUUUGGUUAUUGGUGAAGAAACUCGCUUCCCAAGUGUUGAUCUUCAAGCAAAGCCCGUGAAGGAAGACAGUGAUGAUGAUGACAAAAUAAAUGGUGAUGACAUUGAAUUGGUGGAGGGAGGUGCAGCAGAUGGAGACUCUUCUGAUGUGGAGAUUGUGGAGCCAGUGACAAAGAAGCAACAUAUAGGAUAA
Molecule: messenger RNA, 1722 nt
Organism: Lodderomyces theae
Lineage: Eukaryota; Fungi; Ascomycota; Pichiomycetes; Serinales; Debaryomycetaceae
Gene: UBA2
Product: E1 ubiquitin-activating protein
Exons: 1
Coding region: 1-1722 (573 amino acids)
Biological process (GO): protein sumoylation
Cellular component (GO): cytoplasm; SUMO activating enzyme complex
Molecular function (GO): SUMO activating enzyme activity
Source: RefSeq, a predicted model, not a curated record